Messenger RNA from Aspergillus saccharolyticus JOP 1030-1, 1011 nucleotides. RefSeq lists its product as uncharacterized. Lineage: Eukaryota; Fungi; Ascomycota; Eurotiomycetes; Eurotiales; Aspergillaceae. The coding region runs from base 205 to 840 and encodes 211 amino acids. The transcript has 2 exons. The record is from RefSeq and is a predicted model, not a curated record.
AUUUUCCCUUGCAUACCCCAAUAAGGUUCAGCCUAUCUUUUGUCGUCUAUGAAGCUCUAUUCACGAUGUUCUUCGGCCAUGCGCAUGAGCAAACAAGCAUGUUGAUGUCAUUUGCCUACAGAAAUGCUAAUCCUGCUCGAUUUUUAGGGAUCUGCCAAUUCGACCAGCCAACCGAUACCGAUUCUUCCCCCACCCCCUGCUCCGAUGAGCCAAGGGCCCUCCCGUGCCCGACGACAAUUAGCCGCUCGGCUUGCGGCUCAGAAGCAGCAAUCUAACGACGAAGACAGGGAUCUGGUGGAAGAACAUGAGACCACUGAGUCCCAGUGGCCCACCAAUCCAUUUGUGAUUGCUGGUCUAGAUGACGACACGGAAGGCAAUAACUCUCCCGCAACUGCCGCUUUCCCCACCACCGACUUCCCACCAAGUAACAAAGACGAACCGUUUUCCUCGCCCACCUUCCCGGAAUCGGGAUUUAGCCCGCCGGACUCGUUCUCUACCGGUUCGUCUGAUGAUGACGGAGAGGGUCGAACCGAAGGCAUGCGGCGCAAGGAACGGGUCCCACUUGAAGUUGAGGACGACGAUGAUGACAUGGGAGAGAUGGUAGGGCCGUCUGCUGAUCCCAGAAUGAUGGAUUCGGACGAAGAGGAUGAGGCCAUCAUGAACGAGUCGCUCGGCUAUCCCGACCUGGGCCCGGGGCGCUACAUGGGCUUUUCUCGAUCACGCAUGGGCGCCUCUCCCUUCGGCGAUGAUGAAGAAAACGACAGUAGCGAUGGAGAGGAUGAUGGGCUGGUUGAGAUCCUUGUGCCAGGCAGGAAGGCUUCAACGUCUUCCACGCACUAAUCAUUCGUCUUUGUCUUGCUUAACUGAUAUCCUUUGCACCCUGACUUUUCUCUAAUGCGGAUUCCCUUUUGUUGUGGUUAUUGUGAAUCUCGGGCAUCACGCCUUGGGUGGUGCUUUGAUAAUGCUUGACCUGGUGGGAUUGGUAUAGGACCCAUCAUCUGUACACUAGUU